AUGGAUCCGGAUGACCUCAUAUUGCAGGAAGAAGUUAAGGAUGCAAAAGCGGGUACUUCUCUAAGUUCUUCGCAGUCUUCAAUGGAGUUUUCAUUUCUUGGCGAAAGAGAUAAGCCGAUGAAAAAGGAUGGCAUGAGAAUCAAGAUGAAACUUCAGGAUGCCGAACAUCGGCGCCGAUUUGAAAGGUUUCUCAAUUUUUGCGGCAUCGAGCAAAGUGUGAUCAACGGGAGCUCUGUGGGUUUGCACGGUGGGCACAAUGACUCUAGGAACAGUAGUCGUGAGAGCGUUUCAUCCAGUGCUAACUUGGAAGCCUCGACUGAAGUGCCUCAGAACUAUCUUUACCCAUUCUAUCGCAAUGAUGAAGACCGAUAUUACUCUCGGCAUUUUUCCGUUUCGAGCCUCGAGGGACAAGAGUACGGUGAAGAGAAACAAGACUCCGACGACGACCAACAGAGGAAUGGUGCAUUUGUCAGAGACGAUUACGGUACUCUUCAAUUUACUGUUGGUGAUGGAUACACAGAAUUCUCUAACCUUGGCAAAAAGUAUCCGGAGACUUUGACCAGAAACCUUGCGGAGUUGGGACUUCCUGUGAACUCCAACGAUACAUUUGCCAACUUUGAGAAUCAUUCUUCAGUUUUCAACGUGAAUCUAGAACCGUCUUUUCAAGCCUCGGAAACUUUAGAACAUGCUGUGAGAAUUCAGCCUGCUGUCAAAUAUCCAGAUCCACUAACAUUGAAGUUUCAUCGUGUCAAUCGAAUGAGUUUCUUCUUUGAGAGAAAGUAUAAAAAUAACAUUGCAGUAUGUUCUCAGAAACAUGAUCUUAUCUUCAUUGCUGCAAACUCUGCCGUCGAAGUAUUUGAGCCUAUCUCUUUAUCUGAGACUCAGUCAUGGGACCCUGUUUUGGAAUUUGAAACUCGUCCUUCUGUUACUACAGAGCUGCAAAGGAACAACUCUACAUGGCCUUACUAUCCUCAUUCAAUCAACUUCAUGAGUAUUGGCUAUUUGCUUGGAAAAGAAGUCUUGAAUAUAACGGUGGAUGAUGGCCGAGUUCUUAUAUACUACACACAGUCUCUUGUGGAAGAGGUUAUUAGUAGUAUAGCUAGAACCAAGGCUUUGAGACAGAUUUAUACGAUUAAUCCUGAUAUUGAAUUGGUCAUGAAAUCUUCUGCUUGGGGUGUUGAUACAUUGGGAAACUUGAUUGUUGUCUCAGAUAAUACUCAGCGCAUCACUCUUUUCUACUACGAUGAGAAGACUAGAAAGGUUUUCUCGGUUGUUACUCAUCAGUUGGUGCAUAACAUUCCAUCUGUUUCUUUUAUAAGAGAUUCGAGUAGUGAUAGUGCAGUUUAUGUUUCCGCAGGUUCUAUUUCUAAAGAAUUGGUUGUGUUUAAAUUCUCCUUUGUUGUCUCUCAUGACAAUGACUUAGGCAUAUCUGUUCGAUUUAUUAGACCUCAAGUGGUCAGUCGAUCUGUAAUGAGCGGUGAUAUCUGGACAACCCAUUACGUAAACGGAAAAUAUUUCAAAAAGGUUAACUCUCUUCAAUUAGUCACUGGUGAUCCAUGGGUCGAUCAUGAUAAUGUCACAGUGAAUCGUGUACUCAACGAGAGUAAGAUAUUGAGAACGGAAUCUGAUGAAUGUUAUUCUAGUCACCUUGGUCUAGCGGCAGAGUUUCAGAAUUUUUUCAUUCCUACUCUUUCAUUUAACGAUCCAUACUAUUCUAGGAGCUUCAAGUCGCUUACUACAGAUACUGACAGGUUCAGACGCAUAAAAAAGAUGUAUGAUGAUUACUACAACCUCAAACAACGAGGUAAAUGUCCGGAUCACAAGUCUAAGAAUGCAAAACAUUAUUGGGAGCCCGUCGUUUCCAGUCCCGCUUUUAAUCUUCAGUUUCUUUUGGUGUCUGGAAAAGUUCAGGUCGGCUUAUUUCGAGUAAAUAGGUUACUUCACAAUGCCACGGUUUCUAAUCUUUUUGAGUAUAAGGCUCCAAAUGAAGAGAUGUCGCAUUCUGAUCGUCUUUCGUUGAGUCUCGUGAUUCCAGAACUAAGUUGCUAUAUUGUAGCUUCUCAAGUGGGAUUGGUAUCAGUAUUCCGUUUAACUGAAUACAGAGGCAUAUACGGUAUGAGACAGGAGUACGUUGUCCCCAAUUAUGAAAAGUUGUCCACAGGUAGUGCAUUAGGAAUCCGCACCUUGAUUGGAUUGACAUACAAAAAAAUCGGUCACUGCCGUUAUCUACUCUAUUUGGUUUACAUUGAUGGCUUACUUCUCAGUUACACGCUAACGGAUAAGGACUUUGAUUCGACGAAGUCGCUUGGUUACUUAUGA
This is a messenger RNA of Brettanomyces nanus, 2319 nucleotides long. RefSeq lists its product as uncharacterized. The record is from RefSeq and is a predicted model, not a curated record. Lineage: Eukaryota; Fungi; Ascomycota; Pichiomycetes; Pichiales; Pichiaceae. The coding region runs from base 1 to 2319 and encodes 772 amino acids. The transcript has a single exon.